Molecule: messenger RNA, 2211 nt
Organism: Salvia splendens (bonfire salvia)
Lineage: Eukaryota; Viridiplantae; Streptophyta; Magnoliopsida; Lamiales; Lamiaceae
Exons: 1
Coding region: 1-2211 (736 amino acids)
Source: RefSeq, a predicted model, not a curated record
AUGAAACGCUUCGGUGGCACUGGAGCAUUGAACGAGUAUGAAGCGUUCGCGGCGGUCCACCACACGGGCUCUCUGACCGAGUUCGUGGCAGCCUUUGAGCCGCGCCUCGCGCAAGUUCCGGAUAUCUCUUGUCAACAGUAUCUGGGUUUCUUUAUGGCGGCACUCCGCCCGGAGGUCCAGCUUCAGAUGAAGGCCUCCAAAAUAACCACGUACAAGGAUGCAGUCGAAUUGGCUCUUGAUAUCGACUUGAUGGCGUCGGCCCAGCCGCAGCGGCCGGCCCCGUCUCUGCCUCACGCCCAGUCCCACCCCUACACAACUCAAUCAGGCCGAUCGAACUCCAAGGGGUACUCCCCAAACCCCACGUACUUAACGGCCUCGUAUAAACCGGUGUCCAAGCGUUUCCGUAACGUGUCCCCGGAGGAGUAUAGGAGACACAUAGCAGCAGGGACUUGCGUAAAAUGCGGCCUUAAGUUCGGACCGGCCCAUCGAUGUCCCCCCAGGACCCUCAACGUUAUGAUCUGCGAGGAAAACGACGAUGCGGCCACUGAGUCCGACCCCGAGGACGCAGAGAUUUUGGAGACCGGGGCGGAACCACAACUCUCAGUGUUGUCACUAAAUGGCUUGGACACGGCGAAUACAAUGAAGCUAUUCGGAAAAAUCGCUGCACAACAGUUAAAAGUCAUGAUCGAUAGCGGCGCAAACUACUGCUUUAUAUCGGAGGAGUGCGCACUACGUCUCGCGCUGCCUAUUACCCCUACCUCACCCUACUCCGUGGUGCUAGGCGACAGCUCAACACGCCGCGCGUCAGGGAUGUGUCGGACCGUACCACUAACCUUGGAGACAGAGGAGUUCGUGGUGUCUUGUUACGUGUUUCCCCUCCGGAACAUCGACGUCAUUCUGGGAGUUGCAUGGCUCGCAUCCCUCGGCGACGUCAUGGCAAACUGGCAACGAGCAUCCAUGGAUUUCAGAGCACACGGCCGGCUGGUCUCCCUCAAGGGGGACCCGUCCCUCAUGCGCCGAGCAUGCUCCACCCACGACCUCCGCUACCUCGAGGAGGGGGACUGUUGUUGGGUCCUCCGACCCAUGGAAAAGGAGGCCACGACAGAGCCCUUCGGGAUGGAUUCGACCCUAUCGGCAGCUGCCAAGUCACAACUACUCGAACUGAUCGGGGACUUCCCGGCGACCACAAAGGAAAGCGUCGGUCUACCCCCGCACCGCCGCACGGACCACAGAAUCCCGCUCCUUCCAGGUACCGACCCCGUUUCGGUCCGCCCCUAUCGAUAUAAUCACUUGCAAAAGGACGAAAUGGAAAAACUCGUCGCAGAGAUGCUGAGCUCGGGAGUGAUCCAGCCCAGCACCAGCCCCUUCUCGAGCCCGGUCCUCCUAGUCCGCAAAAAGGACGGCUCGUGGAGGUUUUGCGUGGACUACAGGAAGCUUAACAAACGGACGGUACCAGACAAAUAUCCUAUUCCAGUGAUCCAGGAACUUCUCGACGAGUUGCACGGGGCCAAGUGGUUCAGCAAAAUUGACUUGAAGGCGGGGUACCACCAGAUUCGAGUGGCACCCGAGGACAUUUCGAAAACGGCUUUCCGCACCCACUCCGGCCACUACGAAUUUCUUGUCAUGCCUUUCGGCCUCACCAACGCACCAGCUACGUUCCAGAGCCUGAUGAACGACAUUUUCCGACCGGCCCUUCAGAAAUUUGUGUUAGUUUUUUUUGACGACAUCCUCGUCUACAACGCGUCUUGGGCGGCUCAUCUGCGCCACCUCCGACAGGUCUUCGAGGCGUUAAACACACACUCGCUCAUCGUCAACUCGAUGAAAUGCCUCAUAGGCCGGACUAGCGUUGAGUAUCUCGGCCACAUCGUGUCUUUCGAAGGAGUGCAAAUGGACCCGGCUAAGAUCUCGGCUAUUCUUCGUUGGCCGAGCCCGACGUCUUUGAAGGGAGUACGCGGGUUCCUCGGAUUGACAGGUUACUAUCGGCGAUUAAUCAAAGACUAUGGCAAGAUUGCAGCCCCGUUAACUGAGCUCCUGAAGAAGUCACCUAUUUCCCAAGCCAGGAUCGUUUGGACAUGGCCAACGGCGGCAGUUACCGCCUUCGCCUUCCUCAAGUCCGCACUGACGACAGCCCCUCUGCUCCGAAUGCCAGAUUUUACGAAGGAGUUCGUAAUUGAGUGCGAUGCUUCGGGCAGGGGCUUGUGGCCGUCCUAA